UCUAAGCCCUAGUAUUCCCUUCCCGUGACAGCGAGAGAGCGAAGAAAAGGGUCGAAUCUUACAGUCCCCGUGGAGAACAGGCUGUUACACCGAAAUUAGCAGUGACUGCAGUCGGAGGUUCCACUAGGAAGAAGAGGGGGAGCUCAAAAAGAGAGCAAGAGGAACAUGGGGGAGGGCACCUCGGGGCGAAGAAAAAGGUCUACUCUUUUUUAAAGGGAAGGGUGGAAGAGAGAUUUAAGGGGGAUUGAUGGAAGGGGACAAAGCAGCAGCAGCAGCAAUCGAUGAGGGUGAAGGGGAUGGCGCUGGAAAAGAGGCGCCUUUGGGCGUGAAGUUGAGGAGAGCCAUCUCCGCGAACAGGAGGGGCGGCCUUUGCACUCCGGUGCCGUCCUGGAAGCUGGAGGAGCCCGGACUGUCCGACCCCGACAAGGCCCAGCCGCACCGGCGGUCGGUCUCCGCUCGCAAGCUUGGCGCUGGCCUCUGGGAGAUUCAGGACGUCCUGACGAUGUCCGCGGCCGGCCGGCGAGGCGCCAGGAUCCGCCGCCACCGUCGGGAUGGGAAGGCGCUCGAGGACGGUAUCGGUCCGUCGCAUAUACUCGGGCACGAAGAUUUGCCUCAGAGUGUAGGCAGUUUGAGGAGGCAUGUUGAAGCUUCAUCGAUCAAGCAUCAGCAUUUGCAUGAAGGGAACAGUCAUAAUUUGCAACCUGUUUCUCCUGCAAGUUAUACGAGUUCAUAUAAGAUUGCUCCAUUUAACCUAGCCAUCACUCAUAGCAGUGCUACUGAUCUCAAGGAUAAGUUUGGAGAUGCAGGAUAUGGUUUGAGAACAUCAACAGAACUCUUGAAAGUAUUGAAUCACAUUUGGAGCCUUGAAGAACACAAUGAGUCCAAUGCGUCAUUGGUGAAAGCACUGAAGGGGGAGUUGGAACAUGCAAGAGCACGAAUUCAGGAGCUGAUGCAAGAGCAGCAUGCAUAUCGUGGUGAAAUGGAUCAUUUAAUGAAGCAAGUUACUGAGGAUAAAAUAAUUAGGAAGGAGAAAGAGCAACAGCGGAUCAAAGCUGUAGUGCAGUCAAUAAGGGAUGAGCUUGAAGAUGAGAGACGGCUAAGAAAACGCUCUGAAAGUCUGCAUAGAAAACUAGGUAAAGAAUUGUCUGAAGCAAAAGCAGCAUUUAUGAAGGCUGCAAAAGAUCUAGAAAAUGUGAGAAAAACAAAUGGCCUUCUGGAGGAUCUCUGCGAUGAGUUUGCUAAGGGAAUCAGGGAUUAUGAACAUGAAGUGAGGCAGUUGAAGCAAAGGUCUGUAAAAGUUUGCGAUCACAAAGUUGAUCGGUUGGUACUUCAUAUUUCAGAGGCAUGGCUGGAUGAGAGAGAGCAGAUGAAUAUCGCUGAAGCUCGAGGAGAUAUUGCUAAUAAAACCAUGGUUGCAGAUAGAUUACGAAGUGAAAUUGAAGCCUUCAUUCAAGCUAGUAGGUCAUCUGUCUCUAAUAAUGGUUAUCUGUAUGAGAACCAUGAAAAGAGAGAGAUCAAUUUGCGGCGGCAGUCACUUGAGUCUGUCCACUUAAAUGGUGCUGCUAGUGCACCGCAAGAUGCUGAUGAUGAUGAUGAUUCUGUUGCAAGUGAUUUGCACUGCUUUGAACUAAAUAUGGGUGCAAGUAACACUGUCAGCAUUGACCAGCAACAGCGGAAUGGUCAUAAUGUUGUAGAAAAGUUUGAUUCUUCCAGAACCAAAAGGUCUACUUUCUCAGUCGAAGAGAGGGGAUCUUCUGAAAAGAGCAAGAAUCAGAUUUCAUCUAGCUUGCAUUUGAAGUGCAGGGAAGAAAAGGAUGAAACUAAGUCAUGUGGAAGCCAAAUGCAGCUGUCAAACAGAACACAAGGAAAGCAUCCGGACAGCAAUCCUGAAUCUGAAGGAAGAGUAGCUGAUCAUAUCAGAAUUAAUAAACCUCAAGUUUUUAGUCACUUCCAUGCGCUUGAAGUUUCACAGGACAUGAAAAUGAAGUGGGAUAAUGGGCGUCGUCUAGACCACCUGAUUGCUAAUUCUGUGAACAAUGUUGCAGAAAAUUCCGAGUGUUGUAAAGUCGAUCAUAAUAUAUCUCAUGGAGACGAGCACCAUAGUCAUUCCUCGUCGAAGGAUCAUUUUCUUGUAGCAAGUGAGGGCAUUGCUUCAGGACAUUUCCGAAACACAAGUUCAAAUCUAAAUUGUAUUGAGCAACACAAGUCUCCAGAUGUUGAUAUAUCUCGAUCCUCAUCAAAAUUAGCAGAAGGUGUAAAAGAGAAUACAUUGAAGGCGAGAUUGCUUGAAGCAAGGUUAGAGGGACAGCAAGCUCGUCUGAAAGCAUCAGACAAUGAAAAGAAGCAAGUGAUGCCGAUACGCAGGUACUUUGGAGAGUGAAGGAUGCAGACUGGUUUGUCUCUCACUAAACCAUCCAUUCCUCUAUAAAUUUUGUAUUUCACUCAGAUGUUCAUGUGCGCUAGUUACGGCCUAUGUAAUGAAUAUCUUGAUUGUUCAUAGUAAUGCUAGAAAGUUUUUUUGUACCUUUUACCACCGACUUGUUUUCUUUUUAAACCACAACAUAAUCAUGCAUUAUAUUGUU
Molecule: messenger RNA, 2582 nt
Organism: Musa acuminata subsp. malaccensis (wild Malaysian banana)
Lineage: Eukaryota; Viridiplantae; Streptophyta; Magnoliopsida; Zingiberales; Musaceae
Source: RefSeq, a predicted model, not a curated record